Messenger RNA from Rhodamnia argentea, 1458 nucleotides. Its product is annotated as 1-aminocyclopropane-1-carboxylate oxidase homolog 1-like. Bases 1 to 1458 code for a protein of 485 amino acids. Lineage: Eukaryota; Viridiplantae; Streptophyta; Magnoliopsida; Myrtales; Myrtaceae. The record is from RefSeq and is a predicted model, not a curated record. The transcript is spliced from 4 exons.
AUGCAAACCUCGCCCAGUCAUGGACGAUCCAUCACCGGCGGUGGACCACGCUCCGACAGAGCAAAAGAAGCAAAGGAAUUCGACGAGACCAAAGCGGGAGUCAAAGGCCUCGUGGACUCGGGCAUGGCCAAGGUCCCCAGGCUCUUCAUCCACCCGCCCCAGAACCUGCGUGAGUUGUCCCCCGACACGGAUGGGCCCGCCACCGGCCUUGAGGUCCCAAUCAUCGACAUGAUGGGCUAUGGGGAUUGCCGGCGGAGGGACGUGGUCAACGACCUCCGUAGAGCGUCGGAGACUUGGGGUUGCUUCUGGAUAAUCAACCACGGAAUCCCGGUCGACGCUAUGGAACGCAUGCUGGAAGCUGUCAAGCAGCUCCACGAGCAGCCUGAGGGAGUGAAGAGAGAGUGGUACUCAAGAGACGACGCAAAGAAAUUUGGGUACUACUGCAAUAAAGACUUAUUUACGUCCAAAGCAGCAUCAUGGAGGGACACCAUCUGGUUUGAUUUCUCGCGUGGAGUGCUGGACCCAGAGGCGGUCCCUCUUCUAUGCAGAGAGCCGGUUUUUGAGUACGAAAGACACUUCGAAAAAUUGAAGACAUCUAUGUCUGAACUACUAUCAGAGGCACUAGGGCUUGAUUCAGAUUAUCUCGGUGGCAUUGGGUGCAUGAAAUCCAAGAGAAUGUCAUGCCAUUACUACCCAAUCUGCCCACAACCAGAGCUGACUGUGGGCACUAUCAAUCACUCGGAUGCCUCCUUUCUCACUCUUCUCCUCCAAAACCACCAUGGAGGCCUCCAAGUCCGCCACAAAAACCAGUGGGUUGAUGUGUCCCCAGUGCCUGGAGCAAUCCUAGCCAACAUUGGAGACUUCUUGCAGCUUGUUAGCAACGACAAGUUCAAGAGCGUGGAGCACCGGGUACUCGCCAGGCAGGCAGGACCCCGGGUCUCGGUCGCAUGCUUCCUCUUUCCAGGAGAGAUGCAGAAGUCAAAGCCAUAUGGGCCAAUAAAGGAGCUUCUCGAUGAGAACAACCCACCCAUGUACAGAGAGAUCUCUUUCACAGAUUAUUUUGGGUAUUACCUCUCUAGUGGCAAUGGCAUGAACGGUGAAGCUGUACUUCCUCAUUUCAGAGCAUUCGACAAGACCAAGGCCGGAGUCAAAGGCCUCGUGGACUCUGGCGCGACCAAGAUCCCCAGGAUCUUCAUCCACCCUCCAGAGAACUUGCCCGAUUUGUCAAACGACACCGAAGGGACCGGCCUCCAGUUACCAAUCAUCGAUCUAAGAGGCUAUCGGGACUCUCGGCAGGGGGACAUCAUCGAUGGAGUGCGCGAAGCAUCGAGGGAAUGGGGAAUCUUUCAUAUAAUCAACCACGGGAUUCCGCUCGACGUGAUGGACAACAUGUUGGAGGGUGUGAAGAAGUUCCAUGAGCAACAAGUGGAAGUGAAGGACACAGCGUUCAGCGAAUAA